AUGAAACAAUGUAAACAGUGCAGUGCGGACGGUGCUGCCGAUCACGGUAAACAUGGCGGCGACUGUCAGGACCGUAGACCAGCAUCGGUAACGAACGGUGGUGUCCCUGCUACAACAGCGGCAACAGCAACAUCGACCACUACGGCGACGAUGGCUUCGCCGCUGAAGACGCAGCAGCCGACAGCAGCCGGCAGCGGCGCGCCCAAGUCUUCCACGCGGGAAGUGAAAAGUGAAGGCAAGUCGUCGUCGGCAGCGGCCAGGUCUUCGAAGGCCCCGCAAUCGGCGCUGCACCACCACCAUCACCAUCCGGCGGCGCAUCCGUACGGACACCAUCCGCUGAUGCUGGGUGGAGCCGCUGGACCUGGUGGUAAGGUGGCCAACAAGCUCGCAUCGGCCGCCGGAGUCGACUCGCUGUCCGCGCUCCAUCUGCUGCCGGCGCACCUACGAGACAUGUUUCUGGCGGCGCAUCUGCUACGAGGUUACUAUCAGCCGGCAGGGCCGUUAAUAUCGCCGCACCUGCUCCCGCAGCAUCCGCCCCAUCUGUCGCAGCACGGCGGGGGGCCGCUGAGCGGGAGCAAGAGCAGUGGCGCGGAGUCCGAGUCGCCGCUGCAGGGUCCCCCGCAGCCGCCGGCCUCGACCACCGCAGACAGUACGGAUAGUGAUGUACUGCUGACAGGUGGUGACCUAGCGCCACGCGGCCCAGGUCCCUACGGCGGGCACCACCGGUACGGUCCGGCGGCCGGGCCACCGCCGGCCGCCCAGCUCUACCCGCGCCCGCUGCAGAUGCACUGUCCGCCGACCUAUCUGCCGGCGAACUACUACGCCUCGCCGUACGGCCAGCCGCCGCCUCCGCCGCCGCCGCCACCGCACGACAUGUACUACGCGCACGCGUACCCGCCCCACUACUAUCCCAAGUUUCCGCCGCAGUACUAUCCGACGCGCCGCCAGUACUAUCCGGGGCCGCCCGGUCCGCCCGGGCCCGAGCACCUCUACGAACAGCCACCGCCGAGCAGUGCGCCGGUGGCACCGCCACCGCCGCCACCGGCCGGGGCGCAACUCGUACCUGCCGGACCGCAAGGCCCACAGCACCUGGACCACUACCCUUACGCGUACCCGGGCUACGGCAGUCCAGGGCCGGGUUCCGGUGGCCAGUGCUACACGCGCAACCUGCAACACCCGCCUCCGUAUCUGGAUGCGCACUACACAACCAAUUGCCCAUGUCCGAUGCAGUGUCCAAAAAACGUCAAUGCUGGGUCCCUUAUUGGUAUCAAGGCCAGUAAGGGCCCAGUAGCCACAACCAACAACAACAACAACAACACCAACAAAAACAACCAUAUCGUACAAAGCCAGACGAGCACGGCGGAACCGCUGUCGUCCAGUUCGUACCCGGCAUCGUCAUCCUCAUCGGCGUCACCGGCGCCCAUCGACCUGCACGCGCCCAUCGCGUCCCCGAUGGCCGAGACGGUCCCGCAGGCCCCGGCCGCUCAUGCGCCUCCGCAGCACACCUACCCACAUCACCACCAGCCGCUGCAGAGGCCACCGCCGGUUGAGCACCAUCCUCCCGCUCCACCGCACCACACGGUUCCGUACCAUCUUCACCAUCCGCGGCACGGCGGAGGUCUUCCGCCGGUGGUGGUAGUAACCACGGCGCCGGAAGUAACCCCUCCGGCUGCCCACCAGCCUACCAAAGUGACGAGCGGCAGCGGCGCCGAAACAUCGCUGCAGCAUCCCGUCAUGACCACGGCACCGAGCAACGGUAGCGGAGGUGGUGGUGGCAGUGACCACCUGCACCCAGCGCAGAUGUGCUACAAAGCGGAGCAACUAAUCAAACCGGAAACGGCACCGACCACCCUGAUGCCGGACCCGAUGCACUACGGUGAUCCGUAUCUGCACCACUACCACCAUCCGCUCGGAUACUACCACCAUCCGAAGUUGGCCGACUUGAAGGACGACCUACACGGGCAGCUGCCCCCGGCACCGCCGGGGUCGCAGUACACGAUGGCGCGACUCGAGCCGAUCGAUCUGCACGUGAGCCCGCCGCGUGGUCCAGCCGGCCUGGGCGAGAAGGCGAUGCAACCGGCGAGCCUGGUCGAGCUCGAGGCCGAUGGUAAAUUGGACGCCCUGCACGGGAGCCUGCUUCCACCGACGACGGUCGUUAAGCGGGAGAUGGAAGACUUCAAGCUCGUUUCACUGGCAGGCGAUGCCGGUGCGACGACCCUUAAAGAGGAGGCGAUGUGCAAGAAGGAAGAUUUCGAAGAAAGGGGCCUGGCCAUGACGCCGGAGCUGUUGCCCCUGCUGGACGACCGGCCGCUCGUGAUCAAGAAGGAUUGCGACGACGAGAAGGACAACGUCGGCGGUGUGGCGACAACGGUGACGGUGGAGGGAACGUUUCUUCAACCGACCCACCGCAUUCAGCACCAUCCGCUUCACCACCAUCCGCAUCACCACGUGCAUCUUGCCUCGCAUCAUCACCACAGUGCCAGUACAAACCUCCUGCAUCAUCCUGCUCGCCACCACCACCUGCACCCGCAGCACUACGGCGGCAGCAUGCAGCUGGUUCAGCAGCCUCCUGCGGCCGCCACUCUCCGGCCCGAGCAGGCGAGCACCGAAAUGGCGGACACCAAACUUCCUAUCGCUCCGCGAGACUGCAAGAGUGACCUGGCCGAGCUCGUCCUCACGACGGAGUCCUCGAUGGCGUCCGAGGUGCCACCGCCGCCGUCACCCGCGACCACUACGUCCAGCACCAGCGUGAUCUGCAUCAGCAGCGACACGUCGGGGUACGCCGUGGGCCACCAUCCGAGGGAUAUCAGUAGUGAUAGUAGCAUUAGUUUUAGCGAUAGUGUCAACCCCAGCAUGGAUGGUGAGCCGGCGUCACCGGGCUCCGGCGCCUUUCCUGCGUCGACCGUCAAGCGGAGAGCGCUGCUGGUGCCGUGCAAGAAAUCCACCACCAAGCAGUCGCCCCCGAAUAGCUAUAAGAAUCUGAUCAAACGUACAAAUGGCGACCACCCCGAUGAGGGGGGCGAAUUUCGGGAGGACGAAAGUUUGGUGCCGGUCGAGCUGAGCGACGACGACGACGAUGACGACGAUGAGGAGGACGAGGACGAAGAGGACGAGCAGGACGAUGAGGAGGAGGACGUGGAGAAAGUGGAAACGGCGGAACAGGCCAGGCAGGCCGCUCGGAUGCGAGCGAAACGAGGCCGCCUCGCGUCGAAGAUCGCCAUUUGCAAGAAAAUCGCAAAGAUGGUGGUGCCCGGAGGGCGCCGAAACUGUCCCAGCAGCGCUAGUCUUAGUAGCGGCAGUGCCAGCGGCAACGGAAGCAGGAAGCUUCUGCUACUGACACAGCCGCAUCACAGCCGGUGGGCGUUCAAGAACCCUAGUCCGCCCGCGUCUCGCAGGCUGGUGAAGCGAGUGCAUCGGGUGUUCCGAACGAGCAUCGAAUCGCUCCGGAAGCUACCGCCACGGUUGGGAGGUGGCCUAGUGCCCACAGCACGGCGCCAGCGGUUUGUUCGCAAGCUACGGCUUUCGAAGUCACCCGCACGAUCGGUUUCUAACGGAGCGUCGGACACACAAACGGCGUCAUCGGUUGAACGUGCCAGUGAAGUUACCGUACUGCCACUCAAUACUUCCGUCACGGAGGUCGACCAGGCACAGCUCCCGGUUGCGGUGAACAACCCGUUUGACAGCUCACCAGAACCGACGGUCGACGGGGCAAAGGAUUCGAUCACCACCGAGCCGGUGAAGUCGCCCCUGUCGAAUGUCGAUCGAACGAUCGAUCUUGUCGCGAAAGGAUACUUUUCCGAGCCGGAAAUCCUGCCGACCGAUCUGCAAAAGAGUGCGCACUCGCGGUCCUGGUUGAAGAAGGUUAAACAACAGCAGCAACAGGAAGGCCGCUCGCACUCCGAGCAAAGCCGCGGGUCGAAACGUGAUCGCGAUCGCAGCAGCGAUAGCGCCGGAACGAAGAAAACCAAGAAAGGUGCCGCCGCAGCAGCGACGACACCUUCCACCGAAAACUGCACCGUGGUGGAGAAGAAGACCAAGUCCAAGUCUAAAACCCCCAAGUCGGCCGGAGACGGUCUGCUAAACGAGACCGAUCAGUUGCAGCCAGAUGCGAGUCAGCGAAAAACCAAAAAUAAAUCCAGUCGCAAGGAGUCUAAAAAGGAGUCCAAGAAAGCGAAGAAGAAGAGGAAGCUUCAAGAUGGCUCCGGCGACGAUCGUAACAAGGAGCAGCUCGUCGUCGGGGAACCGAUUGCCGUGGAGGGUGGACUUGAUUCCGCUUACCAGCGCGCGACUUCGACGCCAAUUCGUACUCACGGGGUGGACGAUACGGAGGUGGAUGACCAACAUGGGGCCGGUCCGUGCGAUGAAAGUGUGGCUGGCUGCCCACUGGAUCAAUCGUCGGUGAUUGACGACCGGGAAACGGACUUCGAUGAUGCGGCCACGAUGCUGGUGGAGGACGACGUGGCCAGUGUCGACACCAGUGUGCUGAUCACGCGCCAUAAUAACAACAAUAACAUUAGCACCAUAACGGAUAAGAACAAUCCGGCCGACGAGCAGCUGGUCGUGCUGCCCGCACAUCCUCUCCAGGCCAUCAUCGCCGAUGGCAAGGAGGGCAGCGAACUGGAGCCACCCGAAGGCAUGGAACCGUUCUUGGACGACCCGAUGGAAGAUCCUGAGGACGUGCUCCAGCUUCAGGCGGGUGUGACGCAUCAGCAGCAGCAACAGCUAUCGCUACCACCACCACCACCACCAGCGAUGAUGCAGCCCCAAAUGAGCACCGAUCGUCCGAUGCCGAUGCAGACAGACUACAUCGAUGACUACGAGUACUACGACGAGGAAGAUGAACUGCCGCCGAAACGUGCCACUAGCCGGACGAUCAAGCGGAAACGGACGCGACCGAAGCCAUCGAAAAAGUUCAGCACCAAAAAGCGCCAUCGUCGGCCGUCAGCUCACAGGUACGAGGUAGAGGAGUUUAUAGUCCCAAGAAGGUGCAGCAAUAUUCCGCGCUGGAGCAACGGCUGGACCUGGGAGGGGCAACCGUUUCAGGGGAAGGUGUUUUUGAACAGCGAUGAUGCACCGGUUCUUCGGACAUGCUACCCGGCGAUGCGCCACUCGGAGGGCGACAUUAUCAGACCGCGAGACUGUGUGCUUCUACGGGCCGGCAAUAAACGCUCGGAAUUGCCGUACGUAGCGAAGGUUGCUUACCUGUGGGAGAACCCCGAAGAUGGUGAGAUGAUGAUGUCAUUGCUUUGGUACUACCGGCCGGAGCACACCGAGCAGGGCCGCCAGAGGGCAGACGGACCGGACGAAGUGUUCGCUUCGCGGCACAAGGACCACAACAGUGUGGCCUGUAUCGAGGACAAAUGCUACGUUCUGACGUUCAGCGAGUACUGCAGGUUCCGUCGCCAGAUGAAGGGCUUCGAGGAGAACGUCGAGGAACAGCCAUCGAUUGUGCCACCGCCGGUGCAGCGGAGAGAAAACCCACGCCUUCCACCGCCCGUCGUGUCGCCGGAGCUGGUGAUGUACUGCCAGCGAGUAUACGAAUUCCGACUGAAGAGGCUCCUCAAAACCACAUCCUAGUGAC
Molecule: messenger RNA, 5581 nt
Organism: Anopheles cruzii
Lineage: Eukaryota; Metazoa; Arthropoda; Insecta; Diptera; Culicidae
Exons: 7
Coding region: 1-5577 (1858 amino acids)
Molecular function (GO): chromatin binding
Source: RefSeq, a predicted model, not a curated record